AUGGCUUCUGAGGCUUCUGAGCAAACGUGAGCCUUUCAAUUCAAAAUUCCAUCUCUUACCGAGAAUCUAUAGCUAACUUUCUUAUCCCAAAUCUAGUUUCAUUGCGUGAGUUCGCUGGGUUAUGGUACCUUGGCUAAAUUUUUACUGACUCUUGUAUCUGGCUAAAGCAUUAAGCCCGACGGUGCGUUUUCGCUCACUUGAUAUGUCUGGACCCGCUUGCUGACGGUCUCUGUUUUCAUAGGUGUGCAGCGUGGCCUUGUUGGUCCCAUCAUCUCUCGUUUUGAGCAGAGGGGAUACAAGCUUGCUGCCAUCAAGCUCGUCACCCCCGGCAGGGAGCACCUCGAGAAGCACUGUACGUUUGCUCUCAACGGGCUGUCAUCAGCCUAGACUGACAUCUACCCAGACGCCGACCUUUCUGAUAAGCCUUUCUUCCCUGGGUGAGUGUACAAACAGGAACAAACAGACAUUAAUUGAAGCAUGCUAACUGUUCUUAGUUUGAUCAACUGUACGUUUUCCCGUACUGUGAAACGACCUUAAGUUUUUUUGACAUUGAGUGCAGACAUGCUCUCUGGACCUAUCUGCGCCAUGGUCUGGGAAGGAAGAGACGCUGUUAAGACUGGACGUGGUAGGUAACAUGCGUGUGAUGCUUUUAUAGAGAAACUGUCUAAUAAAUGUCUUCCCUUAGUUCUCCUCGGCGCCACCAAUCCUUUAGCAUCUGCCCCCGGCACAAUUCGCGGCGACUACGCCAUUGUAAGAAGCCUUUCCUGUUAUUGUCCUUUCGUCGAGCUGGGUGCUAAAUCUCUUUAUACAGGAUGUCGGACGCAACGUCUGUCAUGGAUCUGACUCCGUUGAGAAUGCCCAGAAGGAGAUCAACUUGUGGUUCUCCAAGGAAGACCUUGUCACCUACAAGCAGUCCCAGCACUCCUGGAUCUACGAGAAAUAGAUAUUGCUUUCCGCCGUUGGUCGGAUGUUUGAACCCUGGCUCUAGAUAGUUUUUGCUUCUUCAAGUGAGAUAUUGGGCACCCUAGAUGGAGAAUCAGGAGGAUGAAAUCCCUG
This is a messenger RNA of Tuber aestivum (summer truffle), 1056 nucleotides long. The record is from the annotation of a GenBank genome assembly. NCBI's taxonomy places the organism in Eukaryota, Fungi, Ascomycota, Pezizomycetes, Pezizales, Tuberaceae.